This is a messenger RNA of Loxodonta africana (African savanna elephant), 7577 nucleotides long. RefSeq names its product zinc finger protein 568-like. The transcript has 7 exons. Gene Ontology annotation, biological process: regulation of DNA-templated transcription. Bases 1185 to 2729 code for a protein of 514 amino acids. The record is from RefSeq and is a predicted model, not a curated record. NCBI's taxonomy places the organism in Eukaryota, Metazoa, Chordata, Mammalia, Proboscidea, Elephantidae.
CGAACAUGCCGGAAGUUGUCGUCCAGGUGGGCGGGCACGGAGGCGGUCUCUUCAUUCAGGGCCCUUCAGCAUCCGCCGGUUGAAGUAACCUCUUCCCGCGCCCACCAAGUGGGUGGGGGUCGGAGUCCGACCGGUUGCAGGCACCCCGCUGGCAGGGCAAGAUGGGCAUGGGGUCAAACGAAUGAGAAGACCACCGCGGGCCCCUAUACCACGAAAGCCCGCAGCGGGGACGAACGGGAUGUAUAUGUGUGAAAGACCGGCGAGUGAGUGAGCCGCUGCUUUUGCAGUUUGGGUCAGGGUUUUUUAACUUUUGGUUUCCUCUGUGAGAAAAUAAUCAUUAAAAUCAAAGUAAGAUGUCUGUCAUUUUUUUCUUUGACAUUAUCAACUUGCCAGCCCCGGUCUCCUCGCAGAGCAACUGUUUCCCACGUUCAGCUCAGCUCCAAUACUCCCGUCCUGGUGUCGCCGCAGUGCGGACUUCAUUUCCCAGAAACCGUUUUACGGAUAGACCGGCAGGCGCCAGGCACGGAAACGCGUAGGACCCUCUGGGAGUCGUAGUCCUGGGCGCACGGCGGCCCACCCGCGGAUGUGUGGGCCCGGUAAUGCCGACAGCGGCUAUGCGCAGGCGUGGCGGGAGCACUAGUAGCUGGUUCGGAUGGCCCGUUAAAGGCGGAGACGGUGGCUGCUGUAGCAAGUCCCGCGGGGGUGGCGGGCGCUGUGGCCUGAGCGUAAGGAAGGAAAUCCGAGGGGCGCCCAAACCCCGGGGACAGUCGAGCCGUCGGGGGCGGGGCUGCGGGCGCCGCAGGGAGAGGGAACGUGCAGUUACUUCAGAAUCCCAGCCCAGGCCCCCAAACGUCAAAGCCAGGAGUACCAUUGCUGUGUGGGAACAGAAAGGAGGAAGAAGCAGAUCUAGGAGCAGGAGUCACUGAUGACCCCAGGACUGAGACCUACAAGUCCCCACCCUGCAGGUGCUGAGGCCAAGCAGUGUGGAGUCGGAGCAAAGGAGCAGGCGAUGCAGCCACAGGCACGAGACUUGAGUUUCAUGAUGCGCUGUCUGGCCCAUGGAAUACCUGUCAAACUAAUGAAUGAGCAAGCAGUCUUCCAAGGGAGGCACUAUUAUCCUUUCUUACUGAAAGGAGACAGAGGCUCCAGAGGAAGCGAACAGCCCAAGUCACCCAGUAUAUGCUAUGCCAUCUCAGCCCCCUGCCUGUUGCCCAGAGGAGGACGAGCCAGAGGCCCAGGACACUGUGUUCCCGGCAGGUGCUUUCCACAAGCUGGUGGUGGCCUUCAAGGACGUGGCUGUGGACUUCACCCAGGAGGAAUGGGGGCUGCUGGGCCCGACCCAGAGGAUCCUGUACCGCGAUGUAAUGCUGAGGAACUACAGCAACCUGGUGUCCCUGGGACUUCCAGAUUCCAAACCAGAGGUGAUCUCUAAGUUGCAGCAGUGGGAAGACCCCUGGAUUGUAGAGAGAGACGUCCCAAGAGGCCCCUGUCCAGACUCAGAGCCGGAGACCCAGGCUGCACAACCUCCUCUAGGUGAAGACGCGUCACCUCGUAGGUGGAUGACAGCGGGGCUCCAGGGGCAGGAUUUCUGGAACACCAUGAUAAGAGACAUCCCAGAGCUGAACAGCUGGGCAGUGGAGAGACGGCGGCACUGCAGCCAACUCAAGAAGAGCCCCCAGCGGAGCAUCACAGGAAGUCUCCCCCAGACCCUGUUCCUCAUGGAGCUUCAGGCCACUCUGUUGGCACAGGCUCUUGCGAACCAUGGCCACAAAAAGGGCUUCGUGUGUAGGUCAGUCCUAGACCAGGGUUGCCCCUGUGGAAGAGAGGGCGUGUGUGGGGAAGAUUCUGCCUGUUUCCUAGCGCUUAGUCAGCCACAAAGAGUCCACGCUGGGGAGGGCACAGCAGCGUGCCGUGGGUGGGAUGAUGCCUUCAGCAAGAACACAUGCCGUCUGAGGAUUCCUGAGGGGAGGAAGUCCUACACAUGUGAGGAGUGUGGGAAGGCUUUUAGCCAGAGCACGCACCUCAUUGAACACCAGCAGAUCCACGCUGGCGAGAAGCCCUAUGUGUCUCGGGAGUGCAGAUGCGCCUUCAGCAAGAACUUGUCCCUCGUCAAACACCAGUGGAUGCACACAGGUGAGAAGCCCUACGCCUGCAGCAUCUGCAACAAGUGUUUCCGCGAGAGCUCAGCCCUCGCCAGGCACCAGCAGGUGCACACGGGUGAGAAGCCAUACGGGUGCAGCGAGUGUGGCCGCGCCUUCAGCCAGAGCACCCACUUGGUGCAGCACCUGCGAGUCCACACUGGGGAGAAGCCGUUCACCUGCAGCGAGUGUAGCAAAGCCUUUGUAGACUCCUCAGCUCUCCUCGUCCAUCACAGGACCCACACCAGGGAGAGGCCCUACGAGUGCCGUGUGUGCUACAAGGUGUUCAUUAUCAGUUCAUCCCUGGCUGAGCACCAGUGUUGCCACACCAGGGAGAAGCCAUACGUGUGCCAGGAGUGUGGCAAGGCCUUCAGCCAGAGUACAUCCCUCAGCAAGCACCAGCGGGUGCACACGAGUGAGAAGCCCUACGUGUGUGUUGAGUGCGGGCACGCCUUUAGCCAGAGUUCGUCCCUGGUUAAACACCAGCAGGUGCACACAGGUGAGAAGCCCUACGUCUGCACUGAGUGUGGGCGCGCCUUCAGCCAGAGGUCCUAUUUGACCCAGCACAUGAAGUUCCACAGUGGGUGCUGAGUGCAGGAAGCCAUUCAGCAACUUCUCUGCACUUGUCCUACACCUGCGGAGCCACACGGGUAAGCAGCCCUACACCUGCGGAGAAUGCGGUAAGGCCUUCAGCCAGAGCAAGCUCCUCACGCAACACCAGCGCAUCCACACUGGGGAGAAGCCCCACAUCUGCUGUGACUGCGGGAAGGUCUUCAUGCAGAGUUCGUCCCUUGCCCUCCAUCAGAGGAUGCGCUCGGGAGAAGCCGUACAAGUGCAAUGAGUGCGGGAAGGCCUACAUCCAGCUGUUGCACCUGAUUGAGCACUACCAGGCGCACACUGGUGAGCGGCCCUACACCUGUAACGUGCAACAAGGCCUUUAGCCGUGGCACGCACCUGACGCAGCACCAGUGGGUCCAUGUGAGUGCCAGGCCUUUGGUCUGCGUCACGUGUCAGAAAACCUUUCCCGAGGCUGCAGCCCUCAUUCUCCAUCAGAGGGUUCCCAUUCGAAAGUCUUUUGAUUGUCAUGAGUGCAGCAGAGCCUUCAGCCAGAGCAGAUUCCUGGCCCAGCAUUAGGGAACUUACUGCCUGAGGAGAUCGUGUGAAUAUAGCGAGAACCCGAAUACCCUCAGUAACAGUUUGGUUCUUGUACGUCAGUGAUGUGGGGGUCUGUGGAACUGUGGCAGAGGCCUUGCAUCUAUCCUCAGAGUCCUGUCUUCUGUCCUGGGGAGGCCCCAUGUAUAUCGGGAACAGGGGCUGGGUGCAGAGCAGUCCCUGCUGGGUCACCUACCUGGUCAGGUGAGCAGGGAGUUUACCUUGGAUCCGCUUUUCUCUUAUAGGAAAUACCUUCCGUGAAGAUGUCAGAGUUGGUUCUGUGAAACCUUCCAGAAGGUCCCCUGGUGUCACAAUGGUUAAGUACCCAGCUGCUAACCAAAAGAUCGGUGCGUUGAACCCAGCCAGCGGGUCCACAGGAGAAAGACCAACCAAUCUACGCCUGUAAAGACUACAGCCUAGGAAACCCUAUGCGGCAGUUCUACUCUGUCCUGUAGACUUUCCAUGAGUCAGAACCAGCUAGAGGGCACCCAACAACAAGAAGCUUCCAGAGAGGAAACAGACCCUUCCCUUAAUUCUUCUCCAUAGUGCAGGUCCCAACGAUGUCCACCAGGUGGCAGGGGAGGCCUGCAGGUGUGAGUGGGCUUCCUCAGCAGUGCCUGGAACACAGCUCAUUUAAGUUUUUGCUAAGGCAAAAGUUAAUUUUAAAAAUAUGCUAUUUUUAAAUGAUGCUCUUUGUGCUUCCUGUUAACUUGGGCCAUACGUUUUGGGUUUUGAUUCUUUUCUCUCCCCCAAACAGUAAGUUUAUAUAUUGAAAUGAAUCUCACAAAGUCCAGCUCCUUAAAAAAAAAAAAAAAAGUUGUCAUGUUCCUUAGCUUCAAUGUGAGGACUUCUCUAAAGGCCGCUGAGACCACAACGUUAAUGUAAGACUUUAUUUCGGACUUUGUAGUUAUAGGAGUCCCUGGGUGUUGCAAAUGGUUGGGUGCUUCACUAAUCAAAAGGUUGGUGGUUUGAACCCACCGAGUAGGCACAAGCAUGUAAGUGUAACACACUCGAUGACACACACACCUGAGGUCCCACAAACAGGAAGCCUCAUAUGCACAGGACGCCCCUCUCUCUGGCACACGGACGCGUGUGACAUACCAGUAACACAAACACCUGAGGUUACACCUGACACAGAAGUGUCUACAAUAAACGCUUUUUAGGGUGGCCUUUCGAAAUCACACGUACAUACAUGAGAUCACACCUGCACACACAGCCCCCUCACGGCUACACGCUCACACCAGAGGUCUCACUUGCCCUCACAGUAACAUGUCCGUUCCUGCACAAACAGGACGCCGACACGCACACUCGGUCCCCUCUCCCUGCACCGCCUCCUCCCGACGGCUGGACUGUCCUCGUGUCUGUGCUCCCCUCGGAGUCCUCGCACCUUUCCGCCCACAACGCCCACCGUUUGGCACACACACGCCGACCGCCACUCCUUCGAAACGCCGUCUCUGCAGCCUUUUUCUAACUGGCCGUUAGAGCCGACCGUGAGUGCUCCCGCCGCGUCUACGCACAUCCGGUGCCUGCACUUCCGGGCCCACAUUUCCCCGCUAUGGUUGGCGGUUCGCCCAGGACUACGUUUCCCAGAAGGCCUUACGCGUUCGGUACCUGUGAAAUGCUUUCGGGGAAAUGAAAUCCAGUGUGUGGCGACGCCAGGAGGGGAGCGUGGGAGCUGAGCUGAGCGUGGGACCCUGUCAGUUGCUCUGCACGGAGUGCGGGGCUGGACAUGUUGAUAUUGUCAAAGAAAGAAAAUAACAGACGUCUUACUUCGAUUUUAGUGGUUAUUUUCUCACACAGGAAACCAAAAAUUAACUGUAAAAAAGCCUGCCUCAAAAUCGGCUCCACCCCACCCCCAGCUGCUCUAUAGCGUUGUGAAUUUGUCUUUUCCUGAUAUAAAAGGCUAGCGAAUAACAAAACCAUUACCUCGUGACUUAAUGAGAAAGGAUGUGGGCGCCUGUAAUUUUAAUUUCAAGAGGACUCAUAACUACAAGGGGGAAAUGGCCGACAUUUCCAGAAGACCGUAAUACUCAGUAACCAUUAAGUAUACUUCAUCACCAUGGAAACUUGCAUUCAUUAAGAAAAAAAAAAAAGGCUUCUGUGAAAUCCUCAAUCUUUAGGAUUCUUUUUCAUUUUCCCCUUCAUGUAGGGAGUCACGCACCUCCAGUUUGCACACUGUUUAUUAAAUUAUGAAGCAAUAUAUUUUUUGAGCUAAUUCAAAGGUUUAUUAUUUUUUUUAACAAUCGUAACUACUUACUUUGAGCUACAUGUUUUUGGAAACAAGAUGAUCUCCCUACAUGCAUAUGAAAUAACUGCUCGGAUUAAACUUUACGGUUCAGUUCUUUUGAGUUUUGACUAUUUUUAACAAUAUGCAUAGUUUUGUAUGCAUACGUAUGUUCACUAUUUUAAAUGUCCAGUAUAUGUACAUUUUUCUUUCUGUAUUCACACAUACUCAUACAUGAAUAAGUGUAUAUAUAUAUAUUUUUUUCCCUGAACCCUUCGAAAGGCAGUAGACACCUGUAAAACCUUUAGCAAAGGUCCCCUUGGAACACGGACAUUCUUCUACCGACCCAGGAAACUGAACAUUGAAACCACACUUACCUACUCAACAGUACACAUGCUUAUUUCUCCCCUUUUCCCAAUAAUGUCCUACAUAGCUUAUUUUAAAAAAUACUUUAUUCAGGCCCAAACAAGAAUCACUUUUUUUUUUGUUUUUGGGAGAACAUUGACAUUUAUCAUGUACCUAAGCCAAUUUUUCAAAUAUCCUCCAGGUUGGUUUUGAUCAUUUCCGUAUACAGUAUAUAAAAUUUAAGGGAAAAUCAGAAUCAGAUUUUACAUACUCAUCUUUUUCUACUGACGCUGAACAUUCCUUCAUGUCAUUAAACAUUCUUUGAACUGUUCCCUUUUUUUAAUGGCUACAUAGUGUUUCAUUGUAUAAAUUUACCAUAAUUUCUCUGAUCCCUCGCCUUUUACUGGAAAUUGAACUACUAUAAGCAUAUGCAAUGCACAUCCCUGUACGUUCAUUUUUCUGUGUAUAUCCGUGAUGACUCCCUAAACAUUAAUAACAGAUAAGCCCUGUGUGAUGCAAAUCAUCUUCACUAGUUAAGACACCUAACAUCAACAGUUAAGGGAUGCCCCAAGGUACAACACGGGACACAAAAAUUUCAUCCAUAGGCUGAAGGCCUCCGUGACCUGGUGCGUUGCCGUGAGACAAACAUGAAUAAAUAAAUGAGUGCCCACUGGAGGAGGAAACACAUAGCCCCCAGAGGGGUCAGCUGGUGGGACCACCUGCAUGGAUAUUAAGUUGGGGUUGAAAUGACAGUUUAUGACUCACAGAUCCUGGAGGGGAGCACGCCAGAGGGCUGCACAUAGAGCUCACACAGGUAUCUACGAAGGGGAGAAUCAGAGAGCAAGAAGCUGAGGGUCUGGAGGCAGCAAUCUGGCAGGGAAAGCCCAUUCCCAGAUGUGACCUGUGCAUGGUGACAGGGAGAGCAAUGAGGGGAGGAACCACCUCUGCAUUGUUAUCUGGGAUUUCCCUGUUUUGAAAUAUGUAAUGUUUAAGCGCAUUGCUAUCGAGUGGAUUCCAACUCAUAGUAAGGAGCCCCAGUGGUGCAGUGGUUAAGUGCUAGGCUGCUAACCAAAAGGUCAGUGGUAGAACACAGCAGCUGCACUUGGAGAGAAAGAUGUGGUGAUCUGCUUUCCAUAAAGAUUGCAGUCUAAGAAAUUCUAUGGGGAAGUUCUACCCUGUCCUAUAGCAUUCACUGAGUUGGAAUCCACUUGAUGGCAAUGGGUUUGUUCGUUAAUAUUUAAGCAGAGGCUGGAAGAAAAAGGAUGUUGAGGCAUCAAAAAAAUGGAGUUUGGAUUUCUUGGAAUACCUGCUGUUGUAUUGUUAAGUGUCGUCAAGAAGGUUCUGACUCACGGCGACCCUAUGUACAACAGAACAAAACACUGCCUGGUCCUGCGCCAUCCUUACGGUUGGCACCCCUCUGGUGCCAUUGUGGCAGCCACUGUAUCAAUCCAUCUCCUUGAGGGUCUUCCCUUUUGUUUGAUGACCCUCUACCAAGCACGAUGUCCUUCUCCAGGGACUGCUUCCUCCUGAUAACCUGUCCAAAGUACAUGAGUUUAAGUCUUGCCAUCCUCAUUUCUAAGGAGCAUUCUGGUUGUACUUCUUCCAAGACAGAUUUGUUCCUUCUUUUGGCAGUCCAUGGUAUAUUCAAUAUUCUUUGCCAACAGCAUAAUUCAAAGGCACCAAUUCUUCUUCAGUCUUCCUUAUUCCUUGUCCAGCUU